AAUCCAUUAUAUAAUUAUAUCCAAUAUGAAUUAUUUUCAGUUUCAAUAAAAUGCACUAUUAUUGUAAUUAUUUGUUCACUUCAAAACCAUAAUAAGUUGAAUGUUUUAAAUUUACUAUCAAAACUUUAAGUAAACUUACUCAUCCAUUAUCAAAUAUGUUAUCGAGAAAAAAUAAAGAUACAAGAACUAUAAAAGAAGGAGUUGUGGGAAGAUAUGUUAAAAAAGACAAGCCACCUGAAAUACCGAUUAUAAAUGUAUGGACAACAGAACCUUUCAGAAAAAACAAUCAUAAUCGGACAAAUGUUCCAGAAUCAACCAAUCCCAAUAGUGCAAACCAGUCUAGUGGAACAGUUCAAAAGUUUGGAAAUGUGAAAAAUACACCAUCCCCAUCUAUGCUCAUUGGCCAUGAAGGAAAAUAUACCCCUAGUAGCUCUGUUCCUGAUUUAGCUCAAAAAUUUGCCAAUGCUAAUUUAUGGAGUAGUACUUCAGGAAUUGCAGUUGAUCAGUCAAUAAGUAUGAGAAAUGUUGGUAAUCGAUAUAUUUCUAAUGACUGUCAUAUUAAUCAUCAAAGAGGACCACAUACUAGUGCCAGUUGUUUGCCCUAUCAUUCACAUUCUGAUUUAGCAGAAUCUUCUGUCAUAAUGCAUAGAUUUGGUGAUAACACAAUAUAUACACCAGCUUUAUCACAGUGUUUUCCAAAUAUUCAACUACAACAUAAAAGUGAAAUUAUUAAUACCCAUCAUUCCACUCCUGCUUUACACAAUAUUGGACAAUCUGUACCAAUACCUUUACCUUCAGGAGGGGAAGAACUUCCUUUACCACCUGGUUGGUCCAUAGACUUAACUUUGAGGGGACGUAAGUAUUAUAUUGAUCACAACACAAAAACUACACAUUGGUCACAUCCAUUAGAAAAAGAAGGACUUCCUACUGGAUGGGAACGUAUUGAAAGCAAUGAUUAUGGAGUAUAUUUUGUUAAUCAUAUUACUCGACAGGCACAAUAUGAACAUCCGUGUGCACCACACUAUGUAUAUCAACCCGAAGUUAGAAUUUCAUUGCCACUUCCCCCUCCACCACCACCAAGACCUACACAUUUCCAUCCGCAUAAUAUGCUUGUGCCUGCUAAUCCUUACUUAAAUCAAGAAAUUCCUGUUUGGCUUAGUGUUUAUUCUCAAGCUGCACAAACAUUAGAUCAUAAACUCAGAUGGGAAAUGUUUCGGCUUCCAGAGCUUGACUGUUUCAAUGCUAUGCUGACUCGUUUAUAUAAACAAGAAUUGGAGGAGAUUGUUAUGCGCUACGAAGUUUAUAGAUCUGCAUUACUAUUUGAAAUGGACAGAAGACAUAUGCAAUCUCGAUGUAUUGAUACAAAUGAUUAUAAUCAAUAUGGACCUGGACCACGUAUAAUUGAUGUUACUAAUGAUAAUCUGCGAGAAGUUGCGCUUUCUCAACAUACAGAAACUAAAGUUUAAUUGUUGUUUAAAUUUAUUUUUGAAUUUAAUUAUUGAAUAUUGAUAUAGAUUAUAUAAUGUUACAAAAAUGUAA
Messenger RNA from Sipha flava (yellow sugarcane aphid), 1539 nucleotides. It is a transcript of the gene sav, whose product is annotated as scaffold protein salvador. The transcript has 11 exons. The record is from RefSeq and is a predicted model, not a curated record. Lineage: Eukaryota; Metazoa; Arthropoda; Insecta; Hemiptera; Aphididae. Gene Ontology annotation, molecular function: molecular adaptor activity; protein binding. Gene Ontology annotation, biological process: hippo signaling; apoptotic process; regulation of cell population proliferation. Bases 156 to 1466 code for a protein of 436 amino acids.